CUACAUGCAUAUUACAGAGUUAUAUUAGUGCAAACUGAAAAGAAAUAAUAUUGUGUUAUUAAAUCUAUUUUAGUGUGAAAGUUUGUGAAGCUCAACAUUUGGAGUAAUAUUAUGCAAGGAUGCUGGAAACAGAGUUCUCAUCGAUGCUGGUGCAACUUUCUGAUGCAAUCAGCAAGAAAGGUGAAAAGUAUGUAGACCUGUUGAGGAUUCUGUACAGAGAUCUUGUAAAUGUUAAAUCAGAUUUGGAGAAAGCUAAGUGUGCAUUUGAUUUAUUUCAAUUGCUAAUAGCACCUGGCAUUUUGAAGCCAACAGACAUUUCAGUUUUGUUUGAAACAAUUGAACUAACUGGAUUGAAAUAUUUGAUAGAGAUAAUCAAGAGAUAUGAGACAUAUCCUGAUGAAGUGAAGAUCACUCGAUUUUCACGACAUCGUCAACAGGUUGUUGCUCUGGGAAAAGACUUUUCAGUUAAAGAUCUCCAGAAAGUUAGUCAGUUGUACGAAGGCAAUUUUUCUAGUCCAUGGAAACUGAUUCAACAUCUUGAAGAUAAAUCUGUUUUAACCGAAAAUAGUAUGUCAUCAUUUCUUCAGCGUUUGAAUGAGAAUAAAGUAAAGGAAUGUACAGAUUUUAAUCAACUACUUGUCAGAAUGUCCGAUGCAAUCAGCAAGGAAGGUGAAAAGUAUGUAGACAUGUUGAGGGUUCUGUACAGAGAUCUUGCAAAGUUCAAAGUAGACUUGGAGGAAGCUAAAUCUGCAUUUGAUUUAUUCCAAAUACUAAGAGUUGCUAACAUUUUGAAAGCAACAGACAUUUCCGUUUUAUUUGAAACGAUUGAAGUAACUGGAUUAAGGUAUUUGGAGGAGAUAGUUAAGGUGUACGAGACAUAUCCAGAUGAAGUGAAGAUCACUCAAUUUUCAGCACAUCGUCAACAUCUUGUUGCUCUUGGAAAAGACCUUUCUAGGAAAGCUGUUCAAAAUAUUGGUCGGGUGUACCAAGUUCCAGAUGAUUUCUGUUCUAAUCCAUGGAAACUAAUCACAUUUCUUGAAAGUGAGGGUAUUGUUUCAGAAGAUAAACUGCCAUUGUUUCUCACGAAUUUGAAAGGAGUUGGUAUUGGAGAAGAAUCAACAUCAUUAAGUUAGAGAACUCAACUGAUGACAUCUAAACAUUUAAUACUAAUAAUGCGUCACUCAAUCACUUUAAUGAGGAUUUAUUUACUUCUUUACAUCACAAUAAUUAUUUUCAAUAUACUUGUAACCUAUAUUUAGUUUCUGAAACAACAGUUAAUUUUUAACGAACAUCAAAAUAAAGACUUGCUCCAAGUCCUUUAUUAAUUUUUUUUCAUGCUGGACAGCGUCACCAACAACCAAGUUUAAUGUGAAUAAAAUUGCGCUAUUUCAAAAACUUCUUUACAGCAGGGUUUCUUGUUUUCUAUAGUACUAUUGGCUAGUCCCAAUAUAUGGCCAGUAUCACAAUGUAAACUGACUAGAAUUCAGGUGCUCACAUCGAUCAGUUUAUUUGU
Molecule: messenger RNA, 1513 nt
Organism: Anneissia japonica
Lineage: Eukaryota; Metazoa; Echinodermata; Crinoidea; Comatulida; Comatulidae
Exons: 4
Coding region: 120-1133 (337 amino acids)
Biological process (GO): regulation of apoptotic process
Molecular function (GO): protein binding
Source: RefSeq, a predicted model, not a curated record